AUGAACACAUUUUGUCUUGGAAGUUCCGGUGCUACCAUAACCAGCCGGUAUGUUUCAGUCAGUGAAUCUAGAUUACCACUCAAUCACGGUCUGUCGAAUUCCGAUUCCUCAGUUAUCAAGUUCUCAAACCAUAACCCAGCAAGAUCUUCUGAUGAGCGAUUGAAAUUAAGUUUCAGUUCAUGCAGCAGAAGAGAAGCAAUCGGCCUUGGUCUUUGUUUCUGUCUCAUUGAGUCGAUUCUUCACCCUCCAGAGCCCUGUUUAGCUGCUGAAAAUUCCGGCCCAUGUGAAUUCAGUGUAGGCGCUUCAGGACUUGCGUUCUGUGAUAAGGUUUUGGGUACUGGCCCUCAAGCUGAAAAGGGACAACUGAUUAAGGCACAUUACACUGGAAAGUUAUUGGAUGGAACUGUCUUUGACAGCAGCUAUAAUCGAGGAAAGCCUCUUACAUUUCGCAUUGGUGUCGGAGAGGUCAUCAAAGGUUGGGAUCAAGGAAUUCUCGGAGAUGAUGGAAUCCCUCCCAUGUCAGCUGGUGGCAAGAGGACCCUGAAAAUCCCACCCGAACUUGCUUAUGGUGUCAGGGGUGCUGGAUGUAGAGGCGGUAAGCUUUAUUACCUAUACAUUUCCCUCUACGGUGGUAUCUGGGAGUCUUGGACAUGA
Oldenlandia corymbosa var. corymbosa is the source of this 654-nucleotide messenger RNA. Lineage: Eukaryota; Viridiplantae; Streptophyta; Magnoliopsida; Gentianales; Rubiaceae. The record is from the annotation of a GenBank genome assembly.